Molecule: messenger RNA, 2292 nt
Organism: Nerophis lumbriciformis (worm pipefish)
Lineage: Eukaryota; Metazoa; Chordata; Actinopteri; Syngnathiformes; Syngnathidae
Source: RefSeq, a predicted model, not a curated record
AUGCGGAUUUCGUCGUUCCUGGCCCUGCUUCGGCCCGCUUUACCCCUGAUCCUCGGGCUGUCUCUGGGAUGCAGCCUGAGCCUGCUGAUGGUAUCGUGGACGCGCUUGGACUCGGACGACGCCUGCGGGGAAGGAAUGGCAAAAGGUGGGAAGCUCUACCUGGGUCGGGGGGAUGCUGAGAGGGACAACGGAGGUGAUGGAAGAGGAGAGGGCGGCGGCGACGACUUCCAGCCUCGUAUCGUGCCUUAUAACAAGGACCCAAACCAGCAGCACAAGAAAGUACUGAGAACCCGCUACAUCCACACCGAGCUGGGCAUCCGAGAUCGCCUCCUUGUAGGCGUGCUAACGUCCCGCGCCACCCUCAACACGCUAGCGGUGGCGGUGAACCGGACGGUGGCGCACCACUUCCCGCGCACCUUCUUCUUCACAGGCCUUCGUAGCCCCAAGGUUCCACACGGCAUGACUGUGGUGGCGCACGGCGAUGACAGACCCGUGUGGCUGAUGUACGAAACGGUGCGUCACCUGCACCAGGAGUACGGCGCUGACUACGACUGGUUCCUGUUAGCGCAGGACGACACGUACAUGCAGGCGCAGCGGCUGAUUCGGCUGGUGGACCACCUCAGCGCCGGAGGGGACCUCUACAUGGGUCGGGCCGAGGAGUUCAUUGGCGGUGAGGAGAAGGCGCGUUACUGCCACGGCGGCUACGGUUACCUGUUGUCACGCAGCCUGUUAGCGCGUCUCCAACCGCACCUGGACGCCUGCCGGAAUGAUAUUCUGAGCGUACGGCCAGACGAGUGGCUGGGGCGCUGUAUCAUCGAUUACCUUGGACUCAGUUGUGUUGAGGUCCACCAGGAGAUGACGUACCGCUACUUCGAGCUGGGAAAGAAUGCCGACCCAGAGCGCGAAGACAGCGCUCAGUUUAAAAAAGCCUUCACAGUGCAUCCCGUGUCAGAGCCUAACCUCAUGUACCGGCUGCACAAGCGCUUCAGCCAGCUUGAGUUGGAUUGGACCUACUCGCAGAUUGUGGACCUGCAGAUGCAGAUUAGCAACUUGAGCGGGCUGACGCCAGAAGGCCCCGCGGGCCUGACGUGGCCGGUGGGCAUCAACGCUCCCUUCAAGCCGCGCACACGUUUCGAGGUCCUCAACUGGGACUACUUCACGGAAGAACACAUCCAUUCCUGCGCUGACGGCGCACCCAAAUGCGAGCUACGCGGUGCCGACCGUGUCGACGUCACCGACGUGCUGGAACUAGCUUUGGAGCGCCUCAACGCGCACUACCAGCCGCGCCUGCGCUUCCUCAAACGCCGCUUGCUCAACGGCUACCGGCGCUUUGACCCCACCCGCGGCAUGGAGUAUAUUCUGGACCUAGCGAUGGAGGUGUACACGCAGAAGGGCCACAGCCAGGUCAUCGCUAAGCGGGUCCACCUCUUGCGUCCGUUAAGCGCCGUGGAGAUCAUUCCUAUGCCGUACGUGACAGAAGCCACACGGGUACAGCUCAUUUUGCCUGUUACAGCGCAGGAACGCGAGCACGUAGCGGCUUUCCUGGACACGUACGCCGCUAACGUGCUGGACACGCACGACAACGCUUUGCUCACCGUGCUCUUUGUAUACGACCCGUUCGAGGCGCAACGCGUUAGCCGGGAGGACGUUUUCGCCAGCGCCAAGGCGGCCGUGGGCGAAGCCGAGAAACGCUACCCGGAUGUAAAGAUUCCGUGGAUUAGCGUCAAGACGGAAGUGCCGUCGCAGGUUAAGCUAAUGGACGUUAUCUCUAAGAAGCACCCGUUAGACACGCUUUUCUUCUUGACCAGCGUAUGGACCGAAGUCAAUGGCGACUUUCUUAACCGCUGCCGCAUGAACGCAAUCAGCAGCUGGCAAGUUUUCUUCCCGGUCCACUUCCAGGAGUUUAGCCCAGCCUUAAUUCAGCAACCCUCCGCCUCAACCAACGCCGACUCUUUACGGGAUGGUCACUUUGACCGGCGUGUCUUCGACGAGGCCUGUUUCUACAACACCGACUACAUGAGCACGCGUACAAAGAUGGCGGCCGACGCGCUGGACAACGAGGAGCUGCUGGAGAGCAUGGACGUGUACGACGUUUUCGUGCGGUACUCGGGCCUGCACGUCUUUCGCGCCGUGGAGCCAGCGCUUGUCCAGAAGUACGUGCUGCGCCAGUGCAACCCGCGCUUCAGCGAGGAUAUCUACCAUCGAUGCGUGCUCAGCAACCUGGAGGGACUCGGGUCUAGAUCGCACCUCGCCAUGGCGCUGUUUGAGCAGGAACAGGCUAACAGCACAUAG